AUGGUUCGCGUGUCGACUCUGAUGGGCGGCCUUGUGCUGGCCAUGACCACCUAUGGCAGUCCGCUGCCUCAAAGCGAAGAUCUUGCACCAGCACCAGCAGAAUCUUCUGCCAUUGAAUCAUUUACGCUCACAGAUUUCCCAACACCACCUGAAGAGACUGCUACCGAUGUGUCCACCACACAGACAGACUCCGCAAUCCUGCCUGAAGAGACUGCCGAUGUGUCAAUCACACUAACAGGACCACCCGCUGCAGAGACUUCUGUUGAUGCCCUUACACUUGCAGACUCCCUGCAGGAGACAAGCACUCAACCUGAUACUCCUGAGGUACAGGAGGGUAUUCCGUCGGACCUACCCUUCGACCUCGCGAUGGCAAAUUCCGAGGCAGCUGCAAUGGAAGCUGCUUGCGAUCUCGAUCCUCGAGAACCCAAGACAUGGGCCGAUAGCGGUGCAGAGCUGCGACUCCUCGAUUAUUUCCAGGCUAACGGCUCUGACACAUGGGUCAAUGGUCUCACCAGAUCGGUCACUAAUCGCAACGAAGGCCUCGCUUGUGGCCAAAGGAACUCGGCUUUAUGCCCCCUCGCACCGGUACCAGAGGACUGUGACAGACAAAGUUUCUAUAUCGCACGCUUUCUAGCCGCGAGUGUCAAGUCAACUUUCGAUGUGGUCGGCGAGACUCUUCAGGAUCUUGGCAUCACUGGCGCUCUUAAUAUGAAGCAAAUCGUCCAGGAUUUCAAACUCCCUGACAUCCCGGAAGGACAAGAUCUUGGAAAGACUCUUAACAAUGUGGCUUUCGGUGUUGGUGUCGCUGAGCAGGCAGUUGGGUUGAUUCCAGGAGGUGAAGUUGUGUCCAGCUUCCUGGCCUUGGUGGGCAUCGGCCUCAAUGCUGCUUCGGAGAAUAUGGAAGAUGAGGAACCCAUAGUUCCCGACUACGAUGAGAUCGAAGCGGGAAUGAACAAAUAUUUGGCCACAUUCUUCACCAAGACAAGGGACGAGUUGGACCGAAUGUUGGAGGCACUAUUUGGCGAAGUCAACGGCAAAGGAAGUGACGAUGCAUUACUGCGCCAAAUGAUCGAACGCAUGGGCAGGUUGGGUGUUCGCGAGCUUAACAAGGACGCCGAAUUCCCCAUUGCUGAGAUUUUCAAGGGUGGUGAGUUUCUGGUCCCCAUCCAGAAGAGUGGCUUCAAACAGGCUUUCGACAAGGGUUUCAAGGGAAUGCAAGGAGCUCUCAUCGGCAACCUUCUCACAGGACUGCAGGUCUACGUCGAGCGUGCCGAAAAUGCACCAGAGUCUGGGCCCGGAGAGUGCACAGCGCUCGGUGAAUUGCUGAUCGACAACGAAUGCUACUCGAUCAAGCGAAAGCCCUUCGAUGGUGGAGCGGCCUUCCGCUUAGAGAACGAGUACCUGGAGAAACUCGGUAACUACGGUGUCGACAUCCACACUCUCAUCCGAAGCGCUAAAGACUGCGACAAUGGCGAAGCCAACAACGACUUCACCGGCACCGGCGAGUACGGCAGGUGCUGGUUCGGGCUCAACAUCGCGAAGCGUGUCAGCGACACGCUUGUCGACCGAUAUAAACCCGGCAGAGCCAAUGGUUUCCUAUGCCCGGCCAAGUUCCGAGGGCUCGACAAGAUUCCCUCCUACAUCAUUGACGAAAACGGCAACAGCUGCAACGGUAAAUGGAGGGAGGUGCCGAAUUACCAGCGCUGCGAGCUCAAGAUGUUCAACGACGGCAGCUUCAACCACUUCGGCCUCGCCCGCUACAGGAUGCGCAUCGAGGGCACCGGCAUCGACGUCGGUCAGAUUUGCCCGUAUCUCCAUGACGGCAGACGCUGCACUUUCGGCUCUGACCGGAGGUGCGUGCAGGAAGGCAAUGGCUAUCUCAUGGAAAUCAGCUUCGCACACGGCAGUGUAGGCAAUGACCAUUUCAACGACUGCCACAAUGAUCUCAUCAAGAAGUUCAAAGAGGAUAACUUCUGCUUCGACCUGAAAUGA
Exophiala bonariae is the source of this 1992-nucleotide messenger RNA. RefSeq lists its product as uncharacterized. NCBI's taxonomy places the organism in Eukaryota, Fungi, Ascomycota, Eurotiomycetes, Chaetothyriales, Herpotrichiellaceae. The record is from RefSeq and is a predicted model, not a curated record. The transcript is spliced from 4 exons. Bases 1 to 1992 code for a protein of 663 amino acids.